AUGAUGGCAGCGAUGACAUACCUGGACACUCUUAUGCGCUCGUUCACCACUUUUAUCGUUGACUCACUGGAGGCUGCGCCUUUCCAAACUUCCGCCAUAUUCGCCCCGACAGUCAUAACCUUUGUGUUCAGAUUGUGCGGCCUAGCACCUAUGGACGAGCCGCAAAGGAUUUGCCUGCGACGGAAGUGGGGUUGUUGA
Messenger RNA from Penicillium mononematosum, 198 nucleotides. RefSeq lists its product as uncharacterized. Lineage: Eukaryota; Fungi; Ascomycota; Eurotiomycetes; Eurotiales; Aspergillaceae. The record is from RefSeq and is a predicted model, not a curated record. Bases 1 to 198 code for a protein of 65 amino acids. The transcript has a single exon.